ACUCGUCGUCGACCCGUCGUCUUCUCGCGCGUCGUCGCCGACGAACCACGGAAACGAAAGAAUCGGCUUUCCCGCGGCGCGUUCACCUCGUUUCCGGUGAAAACUCGGGGGUGGAGACACGGGACUUCCGGUGUUCGCGGAGCCUUGACACAGUUUCGGCGUCGGAUCCGCCGCGACCGCGAAUGCACCGGUGAACGUUCGCCGCGCACACGCGUGCGUCUGCCUACGUGUACGUGCACGUCUCUCUCUCUCUCGAUUCUCGGCUCUCGACGCGCCGCGGCUCUCUUCGUGUGCGACACAAGUGCACCGAGUGCAUCUGGUGCAGACGCAUGCACCGCAGCCGCGCAGUGCAGCCUCGUGACACGGUGUAACGACGCAUCGAUUUGAUCUUUACAACGGUCCCCGGGUGCCGGCCGGCCACACCGAUGUAACCCUCUCGUCGUUGUCAUCGUUCUCGUUGUCGUCGUCGUCGACGUCGUCGUUGCUGCUGUUGUUGCUCCUGUGCAGAGCCUGCGCUUCCUACGUGCCACGGACGCGACCGAUUCGCAUCGAGACCGUGACAAUCGGCUCGACAGAGUCCAGAGAUAGAGCUAGUUGCAGGAAUUAGGCGAUUUAUUUCAGCAGAUUCGUGAAAUUUCGAGAUUUUUCUUCGGCAAUGUAAAUGCUGAAAUUAUUCUCGAAAUUGAUAGAACGUUGUCGCGAGCUGAGAACUGUUUGAACAAGAGGAAAGUACGAGAAAUCCCGCCGACUCGGUAGAACUGAAAAGAUUGACAUCUGCAAAGAAUUCUUAACAGCUGUACAGUAACAAAUGAACCUAAUGCUAGAUCAUAGUUCCACUUCAAGCUGAGUAAUAAUCCCAGAUUUUAUAAAUCGUAAAGAAAAAGUGUACGUAUUCGAACGUCGGGACACUGUGAAUAUUGUUUACGUAAACGUAGUGAACUAGUGACAGUGGAAGUUGGAUCUUUGACAUUAAUCGACCCGCGGUACAAUAUAAAGAUACAUUAAUGAUACUGGAACAUCGAACGAAGGAAGACUAUAAAAUGUUCAGUCUCGACUGGGGUUUCCAUUUUCUGCCCGAAGAGUACGAUGGGUCGGAGAAGAAUGGUUUCCCCAACGCCGGUGGUUCCAUCGCGUGCCGACUCGGUGAGGUGUCAGGUGAAAACGUGUCCGCCAGCUCCGGACCACGCGGCGGCGAUCGUGGAGAGGCGACCGAUUUAGGCACACACACGGAAAACAACGACGGGGCCACCCUGGCCGCGAACACAGCGGUCGACGCCAGGGGCGGAAGCCCCCAGGGCGCUCACCUGUCUGGUGCGGCCACCCCCAGACCGCCGAGGGGCAGGAGGCGGCAGAAUCAGAAUGGUCUCGACACUACUCAAGUUAAAACUGAACGACUCACGCCAGACAAUAACUCAACCUCGUCGAGAAGCGUGACGCCCUCGUCGUCCAGCCACCCGGGAACGCCGCCAAAUGCAACCCCCUUGGGUGGUCCUGAGGGCCCACCGCCGCCGCACCAUCUCAAACACAUGGAGCAGAUGAUGGGUCGGAGUUACAGCGAUUUUAUGAAAAGUCUCGCUGCCAAAUACAACAACGCCAACCCUAAUGACUACUUCAGUUCGCCGAGAAAUGGCUACCCUCCCGGUCUGGACCCGAGGUUUCCAGCAUUCAAAACUGCCGCAACGCCUUUCGUUGGCUUAAUGGCGCCGUUAGGCGCGCCCCAACCACCGACCGUAUCGACCACCUCGCCCUUAUCCAGCAAAGACCCGAAGGAACAGAAGCAGGACAGUUUGUUCGGCAAUCCAGUUUUCCCGCCGAUGCUCGACAUGUCGUCGACACAGGCGCUUCUGCAUAUGGUCAGGACUGCGAACGCGGCACAAAACGCGGCCGAGCUGGAAACGUACCUGAAAGGUGCGAACAUGAACAAAAGAGACGCCGGCGUGACGAGUCCCCUGGAUCUCUCGAGUCCGGGCGGGUUCGCACCCCGCAAGAGGCAACGAGCGGAGACCCGGAGAUCCGGCAGCGUGUCGCCCAAGCCGAAACCAACCCCCAGGCCGACGACGCCACCGCCGGUCAGGUGUCCAUCCCUCUGCGGCCACAUGCCCUGCGGCGACGGUCAAGCUGUCAACCGGUGGACCAUCGAGGACGUCGUGAAUUACGUGUCGUCGAUCGACAGUUGCGCUGAGUAUGCACAGAACUUCCGCGAGCACCGCAUCGACGGAGCCGCGUUGCCCCUGCUGUCCGAGGACCACCUGACGGGCCCGAUGGGGAUGAAGCUGGGCCCGGCCCUGAAGCUGCGCGCGCUGCUGGCCCGAAAGCUGGGCGCGUGCACGGUGUGCUUGCACUGCGCGCACUGUCACCAGACCCCUCUGCCGGCGUUGAACGCCGCGGCCGCUGUUGCAGCGGCGUCCCAGCACCAGCACCAGCAGCAGCAGCAACAGCAGCAACAACAGCAGCAACAGCAGCAGCAGCAACAGCAGCAACAACAGCAGCAACAGCAGCAGCAGCAACAACAGCAGCAACAGAUGCCCGGCAGACGGCCGAGUAGCACGGGGAACUGACAAACAAUGGCGGAGGCUCCGGUGGGUCUGGAGGGCGCGUCGGCGCCCUCGCCGGACCCGAACAGGGCCCUAAGGAUAGAACGGCGCGUACCGCGUCCAAUACGCAAGCCGGACGUCGUCUUCAAGAAGCCUAUCAAACAGUGACAAGGUCCGCGGACCGUUGUCCAGGAGGCUCCGCCUGUUCUCCAUCGACUUAGACUAUAAAAGUGCGUUCAUCGGCGAACGGUAUCGCCAGUGAGGCACCUCGGGGUGCACGGGAUCCUUCGAGUUGCUAUCGAGUACCUGGCGAUACGAGGAUCGUUCCUGCACCAUGGACUGUUUUUCCGGCCUCCGCGACACCUUUCGGGGGAAAGCUGUCGCCAGACAGUCGUCUUCUUCUUCGGUCGGAGGAUGCUCCGGACGAUCGACAGAGGGGACCCGUCUCUCUCGCGGGGGCUAGACAUAUCACGAGUAGUUUGUAAUUGACCGACGUAGGGAGCCAGAGACGAUCAGGGGAUACCGACGUGCGCACACCCGGUGCCUAAGGCUACACGAUGCUCGCUACCCGAUGUAGAUUUUUACUCCGAUUCGCUCGAUCGCGGCUCGCGGACGACCCUUCGGGAAUCGUUCGAGAUCGACCGAUCUCCGUUCUCGCAUAAUCUGCACCGCUGAUCGGGCUUCUAGAUCUCGGCCGGGCGGGCCUUUCUUCCGCGGAGGAACCGGAGGGUAACUAACAAGCGUUCAACGGUCCCGCGGAAUGAUCCGGGUUCGAAUUAGAAAUAGACACGCGAUCGGCACGAAGAAGCUGACACCGUGCAACGGACGAAUUAAUUGGUUGAACGUUCGUUCGGAGCGCGUUCGGUCGCGCGUUUCCAUUUCGAAUUUCGUGGACCGAGAACAUUAUCGGCCGACCAAAAUUCUAUUUUCAGAUUUCGGACAUCCUCGAUGUUGCCGCGUUCGACGACCAGAAAUUAGCGGACGGUUUAGAGAUAGAGAUAACGUAGCCGUGUGGUGUAUUUGUUACGUCGUUCUUUUUCCGCGAGACGAAGAAAGUAUUUCGAUGAUCAACGAAACGAGUGCCUAUCCGUCAAAAAAGUCUUCCAAGGGCUGGCCUUUCUUAGCGAAACUCGAUCGACCCGGUGAUUUCGUAAUUUUUCCGAUCAGUACGGCUCCUGGAAAUUACUCCUGCGAUGCGAAUAUGUGUAUUCUCACCUCUUACCUGAGAGGCGAACUUACUGCGACCAUUAACUGCGGAUUACUCGAAUACGUCCGCGCACCGUGUCCAAAUUCCUAUUUUCGUUGUACAAUAGCUGGACAUUUCUUUUUUGCCGCGCUUGGAAAAGUUUUCUACGAAGCAUCCGAUUAUUUUAAGUAUCGCUGCUGCUCUUUGCAUAGCUGCACGUCGACGAUUUCGGUUCAUGCUCGGAUCUUCAAUUUAUGUUUCCGGCAGUCUAAAAGGAGCAGCUGCUCCGAGACAGUUAUUGGUUCAGGUGUUGCAAUAAUAAUAACAAUAAUAAUGUACGAUAAUUCAGUUGCUUCGUAUUUUGAUUUCGCGUUAAGUUUCGAUUGGCUGAACCGGAUUGAAAAUGACCGGGAGAAAUUGUGGAUCGAUGAUUAAUGGAUAUUGGGAAAAAAAGAGAGAGAACCCGCGAGAACACCUCCGUUUGGUAGCCGAUGAUCGACUAGGUCGGACAGCUACGGGGAACUCUCCUGAUUUCCCAAUCUCCGUGUUAUGUUGUUACGGACGGUCCUGAUCCCUGCGAUGCCGGCAAAUUCGAGUAGUUCUGCGAGCCCAACAACGACAUACAGUAACAGAACCGAUCAAGAUAAGAACGAGGAGAAUAAAUAAUAUUAUACGUA
Molecule: messenger RNA, 4397 nt
Organism: Megalopta genalis
Lineage: Eukaryota; Metazoa; Arthropoda; Insecta; Hymenoptera; Halictidae
Source: RefSeq, a predicted model, not a curated record